Chilo suppressalis (striped riceborer) is the source of this 7656-nucleotide messenger RNA. Lineage: Eukaryota; Metazoa; Arthropoda; Insecta; Lepidoptera; Crambidae. The record is from the annotation of a GenBank genome assembly.
CAACGCGCGAUGGCAGCGCCCAUGCUACUCGCGGCGUCGCACUUAAACUAUGUACAAAACACUCGUGCGCUCAAAGAUGGCGGAUGGGUCGCCCGAGGACCGCGUUGGCCCGAAACAAAUGAACGAUUUAACUUUUUCCGCGCCCGGUCCUGGACAUGGUGACACAAAAAAGUGCAGUGGAGAAACAUUUGAAGUCGAUAAAGUGAAGUUAACGUUCUACUCCGAACAAGAAACGAGUGAAUCGUGUGAGAAAAUUGAUACGCGCGGCGUGGCCGCGAAUCGUUCCACAGCGAUCGUCGUGACGGAUUCCCGAAAAUCUUGUAAGGAGAACGCUAAGGAGGGUGAAGAUAGGAAAAAGAGAUGUUUCGACAGAUACGACAGUUCAGAAUCAUCUGACAGUGGAGUAGCGGUGCUGAGUCCAACAGAGAGUGGUGGCUGUAGCAGUAGCGAUAUCACCGAGCCUGGCUCACCACGCAGUCCAGAAUCAGGCUGCAGCACCUCGGAAGACAGUACGGGCGCGGGCGCGCGCAUGCCGCCUUGGGCGAGCGAGCCGGCGCCGCCGCGACGCCUCGCGGCCCAGGCCGUGCCAGUGCGCCGCCCGCACCCACCGUUACACCGCCGCAUCACCGAGUACUUCAGCCAUAAAAUGAAGCCGCAAAAUGGAGUCAAACGCGACUCUAACGCUACCAACAACGAUGACAACAAAAGGAAGUGCCUUCCAAAAAAUUGUGUCCCGAACGACCUGGAAAGUUAUAUCUCGUACUUAUCGCAGACGCUUAGUCCAAAAGUUUUGAUGGACGUGGGGAAACAGGCUGAAGCUGCCGCUAGAAAGCAAGCCAGUUCUUCAACUAAUGGAACUGUCGAAUGCUUUAAACCAGCAGAGCUCAACAAAAUGACUCCAAACAUCAACGUGAACGGUAUGAUCGAUUUCGGUAUACCAAAAGAAAGUAAAGAAAAAAGUCAUACUAAUUUGAACGGCUUCAUGGAAGUUCGGCAAGGAAAUGAUGCACCCAGGAAAGGAAAUGGACAUCUCAACGGGUUAGUUGAUUCUAAGAAACAAGGCCUCGAUUUUCAAAAGACUGUAGACCCAUCCGCCAAUUGCACUAUCAAUAGAUGUAACACUUCAACAGGGGCAGCUAAAAGAAAAAUUCCAAUACCCAUGUCAAAUGAAUCGAUCGGUGUAAGAAUUGCACCUGCGACGUCCGCGAGUCAUUCACCAAAAAAAUCAACAACGGUGCGAUCAGAUUCUAGAGUGAAUGGUAUUGUAAGUUCUACUACUAAAUUAGAUAGUAGAAUGAACGGGGUUACCUGUGGAUCAAAUAACUUAAGUUUAAAUUCCAUUACUUCAAAGGCUUCCAUGGCUAAAAAAGAACAAGCAAAGAAGGCACAGCCGGCGAAAAGAACUAAUCGUAAGUCGUCUGCUUGCAUCGCUAACAGUAAAAAUCUCACAUGGUCUAAGGCUAACAAUUUAAAACAGGUUCAAAUACAACAGCAAAAUUGUGCAAAUUCGGCACAGACUUCCUCGGCUAAGAAUAUUUUAAACGAAGCAAGUACAGCACCAAAGAUGAAUAUUCCAAAUGGUGUCCGGCAAGUUUCAAUGACAGUUAACGGUAGUCUUGGUAAUUUAAAUGUGCCUGUACCAAAUUUACAAAAUUGUCAUCAAAUCAAUAUGCAACAGCAAUGUAAUGGAACAGUACCUUCUAAUAACCUAGCAUCAUUCGUGGCUGUUCCUCAGAAUGUAAUGCUAACUACUUUAAGAAUACCUCCAAAUGGAAUACCGGCACCGCAGAAUAAUAUGACCUCCUUCAAUAGACAAAACGUUAAUGUCACAAGUCCGUCAAAGUUAAAUGGUCAAUUUGUGUUUCCGCUAAUGCAAAAUAUUAACGGGACUGUGGUACAGAUACCUAAUUUAAUGGCGAAAAUGCCCAACUUUGUGCUUCCACCAACGCCACAGCUGACAACGCAAAGGCAAGAUCAUUUGCAAAAUCAACAAGCUGCUCAGUUCCUUAUAAAUGGUACGCUGUUAAAGUUAACUAACACAAUGCCGACUACAUACCCUAAUGUAAACAAACCUGCCCCUGUUACGAGUCAGUCUAUUCCUGGAAUAAACAAGAAUGUUCCUGGAAUGCCGCCUGUUGGAAUAACGGUUCAAUCGAAACCAAAUUACACAGUUAAUUUCAGUCACCCUGUCCUGAUGCCACAACCUGGAUAUAUAGUUACAUCAGUGCCAAAUAUAAACGUUAAGGAGACCUGGAGUUAUACAAAUACGCCAUCAUCGUCACAGACUUCGUGUUCGAAUCCUAUUAUUCAUCAUCCGCCCCCGAUGAUGGCAAGCUUUACCUCACAAGCUUUACACACGAGUAGUAUUCCCAUAGCACCAGUCAAACCUCCUGACAAUCCAAUCCAAGGAACAGACCCACCCAGUAGCACAGUUAAGGAUACUAAUGAAGUAAAUGAAGUUACAAGUUCGAAAUGUGAUAUACCAUGGCUUUCAAAAACUGUGAAUAAUAACAUUGUUCCGUUAAAUACUAAUAAAAUAUCUUCGAGGCCUUUUGCACAAGUUAGUUUUUCGGAGAAAUUAGACGAAUUAGAUAUAGAUAAUCUGAAACAGUCGAAAAUCGACGAAGAAGAGGAACGAGAGGUUAUAAGAAAAAAUAGCAUAGGGGACGAUUUAAGAAAAGUUGAAGAAGUAGCGAGAAGAGAGGAGACUAUUUUCACACAAAUAACAGUUCUAAAGGACGUAUCGUCGCACGUCCAGAAUACUGUGAUAGAAGCGAAUUUCUGUAGUGCUACUACGGAAUCGUCCGAAUCAGGGAUAGGCACCGACAAGUCUAUCGAUUCACCUAGUGAUUCUCAAGGGAGUAAGGAAUGUGACGAAGAUUCGUCGUUAUCAUUAUGUGUGAGUGUGUGUUCUAUGGAAAUGCAGAGUUGUCAGAAGAGUCCUAUUCUGAAACAACCGAAAACGCUGCGGUUUCCCCCGAGGAAUCCACUGAAAACAGAUAGUGAUCAAAGGACGUCAAGUACAGAUACAACAUCGACGAUAACAUUGUGUUUGUGGGAAAAUUGCAAGAGCGAAUUUGAAAGUGAUUCUGAUCUUUUGGAGCACUUACAGUCGGUUCACGUGGAGUCUCAAGCGGGCAAGGAGAACUACGUAUGCCUCUGGCAGCGGUGCAAGGUGCGCGGCAAGCCCUCCUGUUCGCGACUUUGGCUGGAACGGCACGCGCUCUCUCACGGAGGAAACAAGCCAUUCAAGUGCAUCGUCGACGGCUGCGACAGACGAUUCUCCACUCAGAUCUUGUUGGAGAGACACGUGAACAACCAUUUCAACGAAGUGUCCCCGAACACCAGCGGCAGUAAGAAAACCACCGACAGUGCGGCAAAGCUCAUACGCAGAAAUGGGAAGAAAUUGCGGUACAGAAGGCAACCUUGGUCAGCGCGCAUGUUCGACUUCUUCGACGCGGGCAUGAUGGAGGGAUUAGCUUGGCGAUUGGCGCGCGUGACUCGCUGGCGACUCGGCGGCGCGUGCCCGCUGCGGGAGCCGCGUGGCCGCCACACGCUGACGUUUACCGCCGCGCUGCAAGCCACGCGCUACAACCACGCGCGCCGCUGCACUGAGGCGCUGCUGACCUACCGCCCGCCGCACGUGAUCGAAGACGAGUGGGUGCCGGUGAAAGAAGUGAAACGCAUCAAACGCGUGGAGAUCUCGGAGCUGACGGCGCGCGCCAAGGUGUUAGUUUACGAGCAGUUCUGCGGGGCUUACGCGCAACCUGCAGUCACCAAUAAAGCGCCCGCGCCUGCGCCUCGUCCGCCGGCUGCCCCCAGAUCCCGCGCCGCCCGCGCCCUCUCGGCACUGCUAGCACGGCCGGCGCUGCACUGCCGCGGGGACUGCUCCCCCGCCACUUCUUAUACCCCCGCCGCUGCCCCCUCCACCCCUGCACCCCCCGCCACCGCCACGCCCGCCGAGACCCACGUCUCUGGCGCCAAGAAGAGGAAGAUGGGCCGGCGCUACGGCGGCGACUGCUUCCACCCCUCCGGACGGUAAUCCCGCCCGCUGCGCAAACAAGACACGACAUUCACUCACAAGACUGAUGCUUAACUUUUAUAAUGACGACGAGAGGAGAGAACGAGCCGCCGAGACGGCCCUGUAUAUAUCUAGUGCGAAUGUAGGAACGUUCGUAACCGCAAAAGCGGCGAGCAGGACGGAGUAGUCUGAUAGCGAUAAGGCGACCAGCAUCACUGCCACUACAUGUAAAUACGUUAGGUGUAAGUUAGAGUAAUUAGAGUUGUCGCUUGGAUCUGUACGUGCCCGGUGGGGCGACUCGUCCGACUCGACCGACUCGGCCGGCCCGCCCCGGCCGACUCGGCCGACUCGCGUCGCGACUCACAAGUGCCUCGACGUAGCACAGAUUACUGAUUACGUAGUGUUCACUUUAUAUCAUGAUUGUAUGUAUACCCGCGUAGUCAUAUCAGACGAAACUCGCAGUUAGUGUUAGCGUGUUUAAGAGUUCCAUUUUGAUAUUCGAGUUUUUUAAAUAUGUCCCCGUCUCUGUGUUCGGAACGUUGAAAUUGAGCAAUUUUCGAUGAAGCUUUACGGACGACGGCGGCCGCGAGCCGCGAUCCGUUCCAGCGAGCGGCCGUUGUAUUUUUAGCAUCGACUUCGACGAUUGUAAUAUUUAGCAAUAAAGGUUUUGUGAUAAGAGUUUUACUUAAUAGUUGAGGGACCGGUGUUCAUUUCUAUGUAUGAGUAGUUCAGUGUGAUGUGCGAUAGUUUGCGACUUUAUUGUGGGGCUAUGGACCGCGGUGAUAUGUUCUAGUAUCGAAUGAAGGAGACGGCCGUCAGACCAUAUGCUCAGAGCUGCUUGCGACUUAUUUAAUGAAAUUAUAGAUAUAUUCUAAACUAUUAUCUAGUUAACGAAGCAGACACCUCAAAGUGCGGUCUGAACGCAUCCCAAAAGAUGAGGGUAGACGCACACGAAUCGCAUCGAACUUAUACAUGCCAAUGAUUUUGAUAUUAACGAUUAGUAUCAAUAGAGCAGAGUCGGACGACCGUAUUUAGCGUUACAAUAAACUGUUUUGGAGGCCCCUUAUAUACAGAUGUUGUCGGAUCGAUGCCUUUUUUUAGCAAUAUUUAGGAUUGUACAAUUGAAUAUGAAGUAAAUUGUGUUCUGUGCUCACACGAUCUCGCUAGUAUUUUUAGUUAGUGCCUUUAGUGUUAAGUUAGGUUGAAUCGCGUAUGUAAUCGGCGGGUCUCUUGGAUGUUGUCUAGCAUUUUCGCGCUUUUCGAUGACGUAGUAGGGGAGAUUCCGAUGGUAGAGAUUGUGCGCUCGCGAAUACGAUUUCGUGAGCGAUCGAGGCGAGAAGGCUUGCAGUAUAGAGAUUGUAUGAAGUGUCCACUCGCCGGCGCCAGAUUGACGGAUCACCGCGCCGGCGAGUGCCGGACCGGACUCGGUCCAGACCCAAAGAAAUAUUUAGGAAAAUUUCUCCAGUAGUCGAGUUUGGUGCCUGAUUGUUGUCGGUGUGUUAUGGGAUCGUAUGCUAAUCUAAAUACAGUUUAGACUUCGUUUUGGAGCGUCUCCAAUGGUACUGAUUAUUUUUUUAAAUAAAUUUAAAAACCUAGAUUAAUUAUUUUCAGCACUGACGAUAGUGCCAUAUUUUAUUGGCUCGCUUCAUUUUUUUAUAAAUUAUAUUUUUUUCUAGUGAAAUUCGACACCAAAAUCAGAAGGACGAAAUAAUUGAUAUUUUGUAAUCUGUUCAUCGGAACAGUUAUGGACUUUAUUCGAUUGAUCUCAAUUAAUAAUCGGCAGUAGUUAACCGCUUAGCCCGGAGGGGUGGGGGAGGGGUAAUCCUUUCCCCCCUCCCGUUUGGUUCAUGUCAUUUUCGAUAUUAAGUUUCGCUCAAUUCUAUUAGAUAUUUUUUCAUCUACGUUAACAGUACGCGACUCAACUAUUUGGCCUACGAAAACGAUUUGUUCAAAAAAAUUGCGUUCGCUUCAACCAAUUUUCGAAAUAAUCAAAACGACGACCGUAUCGUAUUACCGUUAGAUUAGUAUUAGGCGUUCGAAACGUUAGGCAGAGAGAUAUUUUGUGAAAGCGAACCUUGUUCUCGAGGUACUAAAUUAUAUCGGACAAACAAAAAUAAGUCGUAAGCGCAAAAAGAUUUUAUAUUUUUAUCACUGCCACAAUAGUAUGUAAUAGAUUUGUGUCGAUUAGGUUCGUUUUGGCUUGCGCGUGUGCGUUUCUCUCGGAUACAUUGCUCACCGAUUUAUUAAGGGUAUCCUUUUAUUAUAUAGAUAAUUUAUAUAAUAAUAGGAUAUUAUAUUAUUAAUUAUUAUAUUUAGAUAAACAGGUAACGCGUUAAACGAACACGCGCGAAGCGAUUCCCUUUUAUGUGUAACUGAAGUAUUUAAAUGGGGAACAACGGUAUUCGCUGCCAAUAUAUUUAUUUCCUGUAAGGCUGACUGUAUACUGGCUACUAUCGCUUCAGCAACUAGACUAGUUUGUACUUCAUCGAGACAAUAAUGUUCAAAAUCAAAUAAUGUUACUAAGUACAUAUUAGGAAAUAUCCUUUUUCUAACACCCAAAAUACAAGGAGACCUGAGUGACUGAGAGGAAAGUGCAAGAAUUCAGUUUUAAUUUAAUUUAUUUAUUCAAGUGUCGAGUUUGUCUCACUACAGGAUAUUGGCGAAAUUUCUGUGUAAAACGGAAACAGCCACAGACUAAAAAAAAGUUUCGAGUUUAAAAUGACUUCAACAAACGUUUAAAUAAUUUUAAAGAAAAUUAAAUUUCCUUAGUGAAUAAUAGUAUGCUACUUUAAGAUUAUAAUUGCUUUAGCUUGAUCUCGAUAAAUGGAGACAAUUUUGUGUAUUAACAAGCAUAUGCGAUUUAAGCUUAAGUAUCAGACUGAUAAUUUUUGCUAGUCUUACGUAGAGUUCUUAGACAAGUAGUUGUUGCUGAUUCGUAGCAAAUAAUACUAAUGUACAUUUAGGUAUACAGAACUGUGUCUUCACUUCACUCAUUCAAAAUUUUAAAUUCAUACGAAAUCAAUGAUUUAUUAAAUUAAAUUUAAAUUAUUUACCUAUUUGUUUCUUAGGUUUUCACGCACAUCACUCAUUAAAUUAAACAAGUUUCAACGGGUUAGAUGCACUAAUUUUAUUUAUUUAUUGACGUUUCGCAUCCUUUGCAGUAUGCGUCGUCAGUAAAUAAAUAAAAUCAGUGCAUCUUACCCGUUGAAAAUUGUUUUAUUUACUAUUUACCUAAUGGGUAAUUUGGUAUUGGUAACACCGUACAACCUGAUAGUAGCCAAUGUGUGGCCAGCCUCAUACUCUUAAGUUUGAAUUGUGAGAUGUGACUCGUUGGGAAUCUAGCUAAAGUUUGUGAAGGCGUGAAACACAUUACAGCUGAGAUGCAGACGGAACCGGCUCCUAAACAUCGGGCCGGCCAUUUUACUGCGCUCUAAUGAGAUUUUAAUAGCCUAUUAUUAAUUAAAUAUAUAACAUCGGCGACCGCUCAAAUAACACAGCGGAAUUAGUUUUCUGGCCAGACUCAAAAAAUGUAAAUAGUUAAGUGUAUUUAUUAUUAAGUAUUAUUCUGCAUAAUCUGUAAUUUGCUUCGCGUCUGGUCGGGAUGUGUAAAGAUGGGGGAGGGGGGGGGGGGGGGG